AUGGACCAAGAAAAGAAAGAAUCCGAACACGAAGAGAUGGAAGAAGAAGUUGUUGAAGAUGGAGAUUCUGUCAUAGAAGAAGAAGUGAUGGACGACGAUGUGGAAUAUGAGGAAGUGGAGGAGGAGCCUUAUGUAGAAGAAGAGUAUGUAGAAGAAGAGUAUGACGAAGACGGUGAAGGUACUUCAGAAAAUCCCAUUGCCAUUGAAGAGACAGCUACUGACGACGAUGGAGCCAAUGAAGAUGCAGACAACGCUGAUGGUGGAGACGAUGCACAAGAAGUGUCAUCGCAACAAGGUGAUGAAGAACAAGGCUUGAUACAAGAUAGUGACCAGGCACGGGACCUUGAUGAAAAGUUUGUGGCGCCAAGGAAUCCACCAAAGAGUUCCGGUCUCUACUGGAUCAUCUGCCUCUUGAUCCUUGCCUUGCUCGGAGGCAUGGCCGGUCUAGGUUAUGAACUCACCAAAGAAGAAGGCAAUAAAAGCAGGAGCAUAGACCUUUCCUCCACCACGCCCACAAAUCCCCCUACCAUUGCCACUGUAUCCAACUUUGAUGCCAUCCAAGGCAAUUGUGACAACUACGAGAGUCUGACCACUCCGCAUCCUUAUGAUCAGUGUGCCUGCGCAGAAUCGAUCAAUAAUAUCCCAGAUGACAUUGCAUCGCGAUACAACUAUCUCUUGUCAGCUUUUGUUGGCUCUCUAUACGGUGAAGGUGACUGGCUCGCGGAGGAUGCUUCUAGUUGUUUGCCUGAAAAUCAAGCUCUUGUUUGGUUGUCUACCGCUGAAAACAGCCUCUUUUCGGAAGCGGAGCAACAGGAGCGCUUCGCUCUGGCUACCUUCUUCUCUGCUACUCAAGGGAUGCAAUGGACUGACAAGCAAUCGUGGAUGUCCAGCUUCGACUCCUGUGCUUGGUUUGGAGUCGAAUGUGACGGCACAUCUGCAGCAGUAAUUAGCUUGGAAAACAACCGAAUGAAGGGAACGUUCCCACCAGAGAUGGGUCUUCUGUCAGGAUUGCGAGACGUCUAUCUCACAAGAAACGAACUUGAAGGUCCUAUUCCCGAGUCACUCUUCCUGAUCCCUGACAUUCAAAUGGUUGACUUCAGCUUCAACAAGUUGACUGGUCCCGUUCCGCCAACUGUUGGUGAUGCCAAGAAGCUCAUCCACUUGAACUUGGAGAGCAACUUUCUCAGCGGUCUCAUUUCCAAACGCAUUGGAGAGGCUGAACUCCUCGUCUUCCUCGAACUUGGAGGAAAUGAGUUGGAAGGCUCUGUACCUGUUGAGUUCUACCAAUUGUCGAGAUUGGAAAUGCUCGAUCUUAAGGGCAACCAGUUGACGGGAACCAUUUCCACCGAGAUUUCGAGACUCUUCAAGUUGACAAGUCUAGGCUUGGGUCCUAACGAGUUCACCGGCUCUAUCCCCACAGAGGUGGGUGACUUGCUACAAUUGACGAGUCUGACCAUUCGACGAGUGCCCUUCACCGGCAAGCUUCCCGAUGAGAUUGCUCAAAGGCUUACCAACUUGGUGGACUUGACCAUUGUUGACACUGGUGUCAACGGUUUGCUCGAUCCAGUCUACACCACCAUGACAAGUUUGACAUCGCUUGACUUGAGUAACAACAUGUUGCGAGGAGCAUUGCCACCGGAACUUGGAACCAUGACCAAAUUGGAAAAAUUGUUGCUCACGGGAAAUCUCUUUGAUCAGACGAUCCCAAGUCAGUUGGGACGAAUGAAAGCUUUGAAGGAUUUGAGAUUGAAUGAUAACCAAUUCGAAGGAAGUAUUCCAGUGCAACUGGGUGAUUUGUUAGCUUUGGAGGUUCUUACUUUGGACGAGAACAAUUUGGUUGAUCGAUUAGUGGGUGGUGUGUGUGAGCUUCGAAGCAAAAAGCUCACAACUUUGAUCGUGGACUGCGCAGCACAAGACGGACCACAGUUGACAGGAGUUAUCUGUGCCGUUCCCGACUGCUGCACUACAUGCUUGUAA
This is a messenger RNA of Cylindrotheca closterium, 1977 nucleotides long. NCBI's taxonomy places the organism in Eukaryota, Bacillariophyta, Bacillariophyceae, Bacillariales, Bacillariaceae. The record is from the annotation of a GenBank genome assembly.